UAGACACCAUGACGUCACCGCUGUAGACUAUGUGCACCCGAAAAGGAGUGUACACACUAGUCUAUAUGGGUUAGGAGCCUAACUGCCAGAGGGGUUUUAAACCCGACAGUAACGAUAACGCAUACUGUUUUAGCCUACAUAUAUAUCUCUCUGAGGAAUUAAUCCCAGCGGCGACAUCUGCCGCGUCAAAUAACAUCUUUACGCAACGCUUCCUGGCGCCUGUCAAUGUCGCCUAGUGCAGCAAGGGAUCAGAGUCUCUCCGUGCAAUUAAUAUUUGAAGGCGAAACUUUAGCCUCUUCCGGUUACUGGAACGUUUGAAGACAUUUGGAACGUAGCGUUGAAAUAAUCCCAUUGGAACAUAAAGCUACGCCGAAAGUCGCAUCGUUCCGGGUUCGACUCGAAAUGAAACACUUUUGAAAACUCUGUGUUCUGCGUGGACGUGUGUUCCUGUCUCGUCCCCAUUCCGCCUAAAUCGCAGCAGAUGGAGGGUUGCUGAGACCCGGGGAAUGAGAUACGCAUCUUUUGACUCGUCGAGGCAGCAUCCGAACAGCUGCAGGAGCUCGCUCGCUCCCUCUCUCCAUCUCACUCUCUCCCGUACGCAGGAAAGAACGGAACGGAACACUUAAUUUUUACAGCAAGGACCUUCCUUAAAUUCGGUAGAUUCAACGAAUUUUAUGAUUUGCAACUUAGCCUUAUUAAAUUCCAUUUGCAUGGUUGUAACCUCGAUGAUGGUCUUACUAUCGGCGCCAAGGGGAGAUGUAAGCUGAUUCGUUGGAGGUGGGUUGUAGCCGUAGCAGCGCUGUGCUGACUGACAAAGCGACAGACCGACAGAGCGAGGAGAGCAGAGGAGCUGUCCAUAGGCUGGUGGUGCUGAUGCGGCGGCUCUGAGAAAAGCAGAGAAACCGAGCAUGGCUGCUGGGAAGUUACUGCUCUACGCCGGCCUGUCCCUCUCUCUGUGCGCCCUAGGAAUGCUAGCAGUGGCAAUCUGUUCCGACCACUGGUACGAGACUGACGCGCGGAGGUACCGGGAGCGCUGUCGGAGCUUCUCCAGCCGUAAGAACCCAGGCUUUAUCUACAUCCCCAACAACAGCCUCCCUCUGCGGGCUAGCCGCUCCAGACUGGACCGCUGGGAGGACAAGCUGCUCCUAGCCCGGAACAGAAGGCAGCUGUUCGCUAUGUCCGCCGCGGACGAAUGUAGCAGGCAGUACAACUCUACCAACAUGGGACUGUGGAGCAAAUGCCACCGACUGGACUUCGACCAGGACGUAGAAGACCUCAUUCGCAAAGGUAAGAGAGAGGAAACGUAUAAUAUAGUACAGAAUUGUUUACAAUAAGACAGUAAGUCUACUGUUACAUUAUGGGAGUCUACAUGUGUAUAGUCUAUGUGUUUACCUAACCAACCAUCAAGCCACUAUGAAUGUCGCUCAUAUUGGGGAAAUGAUGAAAUAGUCUGUCUUGGUUGACCGUGGUUAGUUGUGCAUCUUCACAAGCCCCUUGGCUGGACAAUUAGGCUCCAGAAGAAUCCUAUUAUUCACGUUGUUAUGCAUCUCUCUCAGAGAGAGCGUGGUCAGAUAGAGAGACGUCACCACCACCUCUGUAAUGCUGGAUCCAAAUGGCCUUCAGCUGAGUCGUGUGUGUCAUGUUGUAGGAGGAGAGUACAGGCUAUCAUUUGAGGCUGAUGCACCAUGGCAACACACAGCUCUGAUCCAGUAGAUGGUAGGCCUGCUGCUUGCUGUAACUACGGCUCCAUUCUCACAUCUACCUCUCGCUAUCUCUCUCCCUCUGUGUCUCUACCUCUCUCUCUGUGUCUCUCUCUCUGUGUCUCUACCUCUCUCUCUCUCUCUCUCUGUGUGUCUCUACCUCUCGCUGUCUCUCUACCUCUGUGUCUCUACCUCUCUCUGUGUCUCUACCUCUGUCUCUCUACCUCUCUUUCUCUGUCUCUCUACCUCUCUCUCUCUGUCGCUCUACCUCUCUCUGUCUCUCUACCUCUCUCUCUCUGUCUCUCUACCUCUCUCUCUCUGUCUCUCUACCUCUCUCUCUCUCGCUCUCUCUGUGUCUCUCUCGCUCUCUCUGUGUCUCUACCUCUCUCUCUGUCUCUCUACCUCUCUCUCUCUGUCUCUCUACCUCUCUCUCUCUGUCUCUCUACCUCUGUCUCUCUGUCUCUCUACCUCUCUCUCUCUGUCUCUCUACCUCUCUCUCUCUGUCUCUCUGUCUCUGUCUCUCUACCUCUCUCUCUGUCUCUCUACUUCUCUCUCUCUGCCUCUCUCUCUCUGUCUCUCUACCUCUCUCUCUGUCUCUCUACCUCUCUCUCUCUGUCACUCUACCUCUCUCUGUGUCUCUCUCUCGCUCUCUCUGUGUCUCUACCUCUCUCUGUGUCUCUCUCUCUCUACCGCUCUCUCUCUCUGUCUCUCUACCUCUCUCUCUCUGUCUCUCUACCUCUCUCUCUCUGUGUCUCUACCUCUCUCUCUGUGUCUCUACCUCUCUCUCUGUGUCUCUCUCUCUGUGUCUCUACCGCUCUCUCUCUGUGUCUCUACCUCUCUCUACCUCCCUCUAUGUGUCUCUACCUCUCUGUGUCUCUACCUUUCUCUCUCUGUGUGUCUCUACCUCUGCCUCUAUCUCUGUGUGUCUCUACCUCUCUCUCUCUCUCUCUCUCUGUGUCUCUACCUCUCUCUCUCUGUGUCUCUACCUCUCUCUCUCUGUGUCUCUACCUCUCUCUCUCUGUGUCUCUACCUCUCUCUCUCUGUGUCUCUACCUCUCUCUCUCUCUCUGUGUCUCUACCUCUCUCUCUGUAUCUCUACCUCUCUCUCUCUGUGUCUCUUCCGCUAUCUCUCUGUGUCUCUACCUCUCUCUCUCUGUGUCUUUGCUCUCUCUCUCUGUGUCUCUACCUCUCUCUCUCUCUGUGUCUCUACCUCUCUCUCUCUCUGUGUCUCUACCUCUCUCUCUGUGUGUCUUUACCUCUCUCUCUGUGUCUCUACCUCUCUCUCUCUCUGUGUCUCUACCUCUCUCUCUCUCUGUGUCUCUACCUCUCUAUCUCUCUGUGUCUCUACCUCUCUAUCUCUCUGUGUCUCUACCUCUCUCUCUCUCUGUGUCUCUACCGCUAUCUCUCGGUGUCUCUACCGCUAUCUCUCGGUGUCUCUACCGCUAUCUCUCUGUGUCUCUACCGCUAUCUCUCUGUGUCUAUACCGCUAUCUCUCUGUGUGUCUCUCUCUCUGUGUGUCUCUCUCUGUGUCUCUACCGCUAUCUCUCUGUGUCUCUACCGCUAUCUCUCGGUGUCUCUACCGCUAUCUCUCUGUGUCUCUACCGCUAUCUCUCUGUGUCUCUACCGCUAUCUCUCUGUGUCUCUACCGCUAUCUCUCUGUGUCUCUACCGCUAUCUCUCUGUGUCUCUGCCGCUAUCUCUCUGUGUCUCUGCCGCUAUCUCUCUGUGUCUCUGCCGCUAUCUCUCUGUGUCUCUACCUCUCUCUGUUUGUGUGUGUGUGUGUGUGUGUGUCUACCCUCCUCCACGUGUGAUUCUGUGGGAUGCUAUAUCCUCCUGACCCUCACACUGUAAAUAAUGAUGAUGUCACCACUUCCUGUCUUGUGGGCUAGGCCAGUCCUACCACACUAUGAGGAGGGAGACUCAGACCUCUUAAAACAUGACUCCCCUAUCCACAAUAUAUAAAGGAAGCUGUGGUUCUCACGUGUAGACCUGGGGUUGUAUCAUGUUACACCCUAGCCUGUAGGUCUUUCUCAUUAUCAAGAGAGACUGUUACACCCUAGCCUGUAGCUCUACCUCAUUAUGAAGAGAGACUGUUACACCCUAGCCUGUAGGUCUACCUCAUUAUGAAGAGAAACUGUUACACCCUAGCCUGUAGGUCUACCUCAUUAUGAAGAGAAACUGUUACACCCUAGCCUAUAGGCCUACCUCAUUAUGAAUAGAGACUGUUACACCCUAGCCUGUAGGUCUGCCUCAUUAUGAAGAGAGACUGUUACACCCUAGCCUGUAGGUCUACCUCAUUAUGAAGAGAAACUGUUACACCCUAGCCUGUAGGUCUACCUCAUUAUGAAGAGAAACUGUUACACCCUAGCCUGUGGGUCUACCUCACUAUGAAGAGAGACUUACACCCUAGCCUGUGGGUCUACCUCAUUAUGAAGAGACUGUUACACCCUAGCCUGUUGGUCUACCUCAUUAUGAAGAGAGACUGUUACACCCUAGCCUGUAGGUCUACCUCAUUAUGAAGAGAGUAGACUGUUACACCCUAGCCUGUAGGUCUACCUCAUUAUGAAGAGAGACUUACACCCUAGCCUGUAGGUCUACCUCAUUAUGAAGAGAGUAGACUGUUACACCCUAGCCUGUAGGUCUACCUCAUUAUGAAGAGAGACUGUUACACCCUAGCCUGUAGAUCUACCUCACUAUGAAGAGAGGGACACUCACUCAGACCUCAUCCUUUGACUUAGAUAAAGUCUCAUCCGUACACUCUUAGAGAAAAGAAGGUGCGAAGUAGAACCAUCCAGUGUUUUUUCGGUAUGACCUCAUAGGGGAACCCAUUUUGGUGCUAAUGUGGGUAGAACCCUUUGCAGAGGGGUUUACCUAAAACCCUCUAUUUAGGGUUCUUCAAAGAUCCUCCUGUAUGCUUCUACCUAAACCCCUUUAUGAAAGGUUUCACCAGCCUCUUUAGUCUUUAAAAUGUUAUUAUUUAUGACAAUAAAUUACACAUACAUAUUGUAAAGGUUUUGACUUGAUGUUAUUGUUUAUAGGGGUGCCAGGUAGGUUGUGCCUACCAGAGAAAACAUUGGUUUCUCCUUUUGGUUUGGGAGGGAAUGAGUCCCAUCUGGUCCGUCAAGUCUACACCAAUACGAAGGGCUUAUGUAAAAGUCAGGAUGGGGAAAUACACUUUUCAUAAACCCUUAAAAACAUUGGAAAGAACUUCAAAAACUGUAUUCUUUUGUGUGGGUUGUAUUACCAACAUAAAGGAUCACACACACAUAUAACAAUAUAACAAAUAAUGAGUUCUGGUUCCUCCAGAAACUUCCUGUACCUCGGGCCUAAAAAGAGUCCAGCCCGGUAAAGGAGUUCAUGGAACUGAAGUGACCUUAGUCACGCAAUGUUUGUCCGUUCUUUCAAGUGUAGCGUAAACCCAGUAUCAAAUCAUACAAUCAAAAAUAACAAUUUAUUUUACCACACAACCAUCAAGAGUAUCAACUCUUAUUAAUAAGUCCUCAACUACAACUAACUACAUAAAUCAUCACGGUAUACGUCACGCCAAAACAAAUGAAAUACCGUGUACAAAAAGGUUGUAGUCAGUCAGUCAGACAAACCAAUCCGCUAACAGAUCUCCGGGCGGAGAAAAGGCCACGAAGAAAAACGUAGAGGUGUAUUCCACAGACGCACAGAGUGGAUCCAAUCCUGGGUAAACUCGCUAUUAGGCUACAAAACACACUUUUAAUGGCAACCCAACAAACGGAGGUGAGACGCUUCAGGAACUGAGGGUUGACCACGUCCUCAUUCACGUCUCCAUCACAACCCCACUUUUGCGUAGCUGAUGCUUGCUAUUUAAUUGGGAAUUAAAGGGGAAGCGCCCUAUUGGAAAGAGAAGCACUAUUUAAUUGGGAAUUAAAGGGGAGGCUCCCUAUUGGAAAGAGAAGCGCUAUUUAAUUGGGAAUUAAAGGGGAAGCGCCCUAUUGGAAAGAGAAGCACUAUUUAAUUGGGAAUUAAAGGGGAGGCUCCCUAUUGGAAAGAGAAGCGCUAUUUAAUUGGGAAUUAAAGGGGAAGCGCCCUAUUGGAAGGAGAAGCACUAUUUAAUUGGGAAUUAAAGGGGAGGCUCCCUAUUGGAAGGAGAAGCACUAUUUAAUUGGGAAUUAAAGGGGAAGCGCCCUAUUGGAAAGAGAAGCACUAUUUAAUUGGGAAUUAAAGGGGAGGCUCCCUAUUGGAAAGAGAAGCGCUAUUUAAUUGGGAAUUAAAGGGGAAGCGCCCUAUUGGAAAGAGAAGCACUAUUUAAUUGGGAAUUAAAGGGGAGGCUCCCUAUUGGAAAGAGAAGCGCUAUUUAAUUGGGAAUUAAAGGGGAAGCGCCCUAUUGGAAGGAGAAGCACUAUUUAAUUGGGAAUUAAAGGGGAGGCUCCCUAUUGGAAGGAGAAGCACUAUUUAAUUGGGAAUUAAAGGGGAAGCGCCCUAUUGGAAAGAGAAGCACUAUUUAAUUGGGAAUUAAAGGGGAGGCUCCCUAUUGGAAAGAGAAGCGCUAUUUAAUUGGGAAUUAAAGGGGAAGCGCCCUAUUGGAAGGAGAAGCACUAUUUAAUUGGGAAUUAAAGGGGAGGCUCCCUAUUGGAAGGAGAAGCGCUAUUUAAUUGGGAAUUAAAGGGGAAGCUCCCUAUUGGAAGGAGAAGCGCUAUUUAAUUGGGAAUUAAAGGGGAAGCGCCCUAUUGGAAGGAGAAGCACUAUUUAAUUGGGAAUUAAAGGGGAGGCUCCCUAUUGGAAGGAGAAGCACUAUUUAAUUGGGAAAUAAAGGGGAAGCUCCCUAUUGGAAGGAGAAGCACUGAGACGGUUCAGAAAAAGUCAGGGCCGUCACAAUAUAUACUCUUUUUUUUCAAAGAGUGUAGACUAAUCCAUAGACUAGGAUACAGCUAUAGAGACCUACAGUAGUGCACUAUAAAGACAGUAAGGUACCGUGUCUCAUCCAUAGACUAGGAUACAGCUAUAGAGACCUGGUCUACAGCAGUGCACUAUAAAUACAAUAAGGUACCAUGUCUCAUCUAUAGACUAGGCUACAGCUAUAGAGACCUGGUCUACAGUAGUGCACUAUAAAGACAGUAAGGUAACGUGUCUCAUCCAUAGACUAGGAUACAGCUAUAGAGACCUACAGUAGUGCACUAUAAAGACAGUAAGGUACCAUGUCUCAUCCAUAGACUAGGAUACAGCUAUAGAGACCUGGUCUACAGCAGUGCACUAUAAAGACAGUAAGGUACCAUGUCUCAUCCAUAGACUAGGAUACUCAUCAACAUAUGUGCUAUUCAUACAGGCUGUGUGCAGAGUUGACUGUUCUAUAUGAGUAGAACCAUUGAGUAGAACCAUUGAGUAGAACCAUUGAGUAGAACCGUUGAGUAGAACCAUUGAGUAGAACCAUUGAGUAGAACCACUGAGUAUAACCAUUGAGUAGAACCAUUGAGUAGAACCAUUGAGCAGAACCAUUGAGUAGAACCAUUAAGCAGAACCAUUGAGUAGAACCAUUGAGUAGAACCAUUGAGUAGAACCAUUAAGCAGAACCAUUGAGUAGAACCAUUGAGUAGAACCAUUGGGUAGAACCAUUGAGUAGAACCAUUGAGCAGAACCAUUGCGUAGAACCAUUGAGUAGAACCAUUGAGUAGAACCAUUGACUAGAACCAUUGAGUAGAACCCUUGAGUAGAACCGUUCAUUCCCAAUGUCCAAAUGUUUAUUCAUCGUUGUGUUGAUCAAUCAUGAGUAAACUCUUCUCUGGAGAAGAAGCUAGUCUCUGUUCUAUAGCGUGUGAUGUGUGGUUGCUAUGCAGUCACCUGGCAUUGGUCGGCUUCUGACGGAGGUUACUGUCCACCAUUAGUGUGUGUGUGUGUGUGUGUGUGUGUGUGUGUGUGUGUGUGUGUGUGUGUGUGUGUGUGUGUGUGUGUGUGUGUGUGUGUGUGUGUGUGUGUGUGUGUGUGUGUGUGUGUGUGUGUGUGUGUGUGUGUGUGUGUGUGUGUGUGUGUGCGCGCAGUGUGUGCCCAUCUCAGCAUCUGUGUGUCAGUGAAAAUGAGUGUGUGUCCCUAUCCAGGCUGCUAGAGGGACUGUGUUUGUGUGGUGGAAUGGGGAGUGAAGCUUUCAGAUAUGUGACCC
This is a messenger RNA of Salvelinus fontinalis (brook trout), 7819 nucleotides long. RefSeq names its product transmembrane protein 178B-like. The coding region runs from base 1714 to 3549 and encodes 611 amino acids. Gene Ontology annotation, cellular component: membrane. NCBI's taxonomy places the organism in Eukaryota, Metazoa, Chordata, Actinopteri, Salmoniformes, Salmonidae. The record is from RefSeq and is a predicted model, not a curated record. The transcript has 2 exons.